UUUUGGGGGAGCGUUCAGCGAGCUCUGAAGGCGAAGGAUGAGUACCGCCGAGAUCCCGGCCGGCCUGAAGGAGCUGCUGCACAGGUACACGGUGGAGGUGCUUCGCCACAGGCCCGCAAACUUGGUGGAAUUUGCCGUGCAGCAUUUCACGCAGGUCCUGGAGAGCCAGAGGCACCAGAAGCCAGGCGACAAGAAGCGUGGCGGCAAAGCGGCUCGGAAGGGGGUCACUUUUGCGACUGAUGAGAAAGCCCUGGAGGACAAAGAAGGCAAAGAAGAGGAGGAGCCUGUUAAGUCCACCACUGGCAAAUACAACCGCAGAGUUUCAGUUUGUGCAGAGGCCUACGACCCCGACGAGGAUCAGGACGACGACUCUGAGCCUCGGAUCGUGCAUCCUAAAACGGACGGGCAGCGUCGCAGGCUUCAGGACGCAUGCAGGGACAUUUUACUCUUUAAAACGCUGGAGCAGGAGCAGUUCUCUGAGGUUUUGGACGCCAUGUUCGAGGUGCAGGUCAAAGCUCAAGAGCACAUCAUCGACCAGGGAGAUGAUGGAGACAAUUUCUACAUCAUAGAGAAGGGUGUUUACGAUAUAUUGGUGGAGAAGGAGGGAGUGAGCGUGCGCGUGGGAAAGUAUGACAACAAGGGCAGUUUUGGCGAGCUGGCUCUCAUGUACAACACGCCGCGAGCCGCCACCAUCGUGGCGACGGAGGCUGGCGCCCUGUGGGGCCUGGACAGAGCCACCUUCCACAGGCUGAUUGUGAAGAACAACGCCAAGAAGAGGAGGAUGUACGAGGCCUUCGUUGAAUGCGUUCCUCUUCUCAAGUGUCUGGAGCUCUCAGAGAGGAUGAAGAUCGUGGACGUGUUGGGAGCACGAAGCUUCAAAGAUGGAGAGCGCAUCAUAGCGCAGGGAGACACGGCCGACUGUUUCUUCAUCGUGGAGUCGGGGCAAGUGAGGGUCACGAUCGAAAGCAAAGCGAAGGCGGGCCAGCAGGACCACGCAGAGGUGGAGGUGGCUCGUUGUUCCCGAGGACAGUAUUUUGGGGAGUUGGCUCUGGUCACCAACAAACCUCGUGCAGCUUCAGUCUACGCGGUUGGACUAACCAAAUGUUUAGUGAUUGACAUCCAGGCGUUUGAGCGGCUGCUGGGUCCGUGUAAGGAGAUCAUGAAGAGGAACAUUUCUCAAUACGAGGAGCAGCGUGUGGCUUUGUUUGGGUCCAGUAUGGAUUUGAAACACUAGCACUCUAAAACUCCAUGUUUCAUGUCAAAAUCACAUGACUUAGUUCCUAAAAGCUGGCUGUUUUAUAUAAAUUGGCCAGGGUAUAAACCAUUUAGGCUUAAGUGUAUUUUGUUGACAGUAAAUUCCAUUAGAAUUACAGACUGGCUGAAAUAAAAGAUUUCGGCUUGUGUGCCACAUUCAAUAAUAAAAGCAUUUGAGCUAAAUAUGCCAAGUUUGCUGUAGAUUUUUUUUUUUAUUUGAGUUACAAAAUAUGAAGUGCCAUCAGCAGACUCCACAGGAGAGUUUGCUAACCUUCUUGUGUUACAAGUAUUUACACCCAAGAACAAAACAAACAAAGCAAGAAGUGAAGAAUAUCCAUCUGUAUCCACACUUUCUGGUACAAUCCCAGACUUCAAGUCUCUGCCAGGUUUUCCAAGUUCCAUUAUCAAAGUUUAAAUAUUUAAAAUAUUUACAAAGUCCUGUAUUCCAAAACCGUCCCAAAGCAAACUGUAGCAUGGUCAAUGAAAAUGUAGGAGCCAGAUGUGUAAACUGUUUCAGUAGUGUGGAAAACAAAACCAACCAAGCUGGUGGAAUUAAAAUGUGGUCCUCUGCAGGGUCUCUGUUUAUUCCUCCAUCUCCUCCGAAAGAAAGCGGUCUGUACAUUUUUAAAAUUACGUAAUGAAAUUGUCU
Molecule: messenger RNA, 1903 nt
Organism: Dunckerocampus dactyliophorus (ringed pipefish)
Lineage: Eukaryota; Metazoa; Chordata; Actinopteri; Syngnathiformes; Syngnathidae
Gene: prkar2ab
Product: protein kinase, cAMP-dependent, regulatory, type II, alpha, B
Exons: 10
Coding region: 38-1234 (398 amino acids)
Biological process (GO): regulation of protein phosphorylation
Cellular component (GO): cAMP-dependent protein kinase complex
Molecular function (GO): cAMP-dependent protein kinase regulator activity
Source: RefSeq, a predicted model, not a curated record